UACAGAGCCAAGUUUAACGAAUAUACAUUCAUCUUAGGAGACUCGAACGUAGUAUAUUCCUAUCGACUGCCCCGCUAGUUUGAUGCUUUCAGAUUCAAAAGGGGAUUGAAUCCCCACCCUGCCGGGUGCUCCUAUUGUAAAGAGUAAUCUUCCCUCUGCAAGCCCCGCGGCCAAGAGUAAUUCUGUCAUAUUUACUGCCUAUUCAGUAAUCAUAUAAUAAUAAUCUCUCUAAUGGCCGAGCAAGAAGAAGACCGCACAGCUUCUGCAGUCGCAAAGCGCAAUAAGCAAUCUCCUUCGUUUGUGGAGGUGAUCUGCCACCGCACAGACAGGAGAUGGAGAUUCGCUGCCGGGACGGAGGCUAAAUUUUCCGUCAGAAUGAUAAAUAGCAAGCUGGAAUCCAGAUUUUCUCUGCCGCCAGGAACGCACAUAGAAGCGGUAAAAGAUGGGGAAGAGCCCGUAAUAUUCGGCCCCAAUUCGGUUCUCGUCAAUUACGGCGAUGGAUGGACACUACGGACGGCUUCUGACGCCAUUGGUUUUGGAAGCUCUACGAAGGAGAACAUGGUAGUGAUGGGACAAGCAUAUAAUCCUGUGACAACGGGAUCUGGUGAUAGCCAAUUUAAGAAGAGGCCCCCACAAGCUAUAUCCUUGACCUUAUACAUGGGAAAGAUAUUGCUUGCAUUUAUAUUUAUAUUUUUGUUAGGUGCAAUGUUCACAUUGAUUUUGGAAAGCCUUCCAAAGCUCGUCGAGUAUCACGAACGAAAUAAAGAAACCAAGUGAAAAAAAUUCUUUCCUUCACGUGUUAAUGCAUUUCACAAACAAAUCCUGCUGUAAGAAUGUAUCAAGAAUUAUUUGUUUGUAUAAAUUGAUAGUGUGAUUAUCAUUCUCUUGAAGAAAUCCCC
This is a messenger RNA of Cuscuta epithymum, 899 nucleotides long. The record is from the annotation of a GenBank genome assembly. NCBI's taxonomy places the organism in Eukaryota, Viridiplantae, Streptophyta, Magnoliopsida, Solanales, Convolvulaceae.